Selaginella moellendorffii is the source of this 966-nucleotide messenger RNA. RefSeq names its product cold-responsive protein kinase 1. The transcript has 5 exons. Gene Ontology annotation, molecular function: ATP binding; protein kinase activity. Gene Ontology annotation, biological process: protein phosphorylation. Lineage: Eukaryota; Viridiplantae; Streptophyta; Lycopodiopsida; Selaginellales; Selaginellaceae. The record is from RefSeq and is a predicted model, not a curated record. The annotation marks the transcript as partial.
CCACAAACAGCCUUAAGCGAUGACAACAAACUAGGCCAGGGAGGAUUCGGAGUCGUCUACAAGGGCACUUUGCCAGACGGAAGAAGAAUAGCCAUCAAGCGGCUCACGACGCAGUCCCAAAAAGGAAAGCAGGAGUUCCUCAACGAAGUUAAGCUUGUUAGCAGCGUCCAGCAUCGAAACUUGGUCAAAUUAUACGGCUGCUGUACCGAGGAAUCCGAAAGGCUUCUCGUUUACGAGCUUCUCGAGAACAACAGCUUGUCCAGAGUCCUGUUUCAAGGAAAUCUUUGUCUCUCGUGGGAGCAAAGGUACAAUGUCAUCCUUGGUGUAGCUCGAGGCCUUGCCUAUCUGCACGAGGAUUCGCAGGUAAAGAUCAUACACAGAGACAUCAAGGCAGGGAACGUACUUCUCGACGAAAAGUUCGAGGCCAAGAUCGCAGACUUUGGCCUGGCAAGGUUGUACUCGGACGAGAGAUCUAUCAACACUCAGAUCGCAGGAACUCUGGGAUACAUGGCACCGGAGUACGCACUCCACGGCCACCUCACAGACAAAGCAGACGUUUUCAGCUUUGGGAUCCUCAGCCUGGAGAUUGUAAGUGGACGAAGGAGCACGGACUUGAAUCAACCGAUCGAGCGACAAUACCUUCUGGAAUGGGCCUGGAAGUCACACGAAAGGAACGAACAACUGGACCUUGUAGACGCGGGACUCAACACUGUACCUCCAAGCUUUGACAAGGAGCAAGCGAUAAGAGUGAUUUGCGUUGGGCUCCUGUGCACCCAAGCUACGCCAUCGCAGCGCCCAAGCAUGUCACGAGUCGUGACGAUGAUCUGUGGAGAGGCCAAGCUGGGCAAAGUGUCGCGGCCGGCGAUGGUAGAGCUCGUCGAUGGAGUGCUCAAGGCGGACACGCUAAACUCGAGCUACAGCAGCCAGGAACUCCACUCGUCGCAAUGCAUCUCCUCGGCGCGAUGA